Molecule: messenger RNA, 1949 nt
Organism: Paramuricea clavata
Lineage: Eukaryota; Metazoa; Cnidaria; Anthozoa; Malacalcyonacea; Plexauridae
Source: the annotation of a GenBank genome assembly
AUGUUGGCGUUAAAACUGCUAGGCGUCGUUCUAACUUACUGUUUGCUUGUGGUUGAUUAUUCUUUGCCUUUGGAACCUGAAUUACCUCCGAAUAAAAUUCUCACGAAAAGGAUACAGGUUAUUGAACACUCAGUUCCUGUUUGUAUAUAUAUUGCAAGAUACAGAGAAAAGUAUCUGAAGCGACGAUUUGUCUACAGUUCUGGUCACCCAGGUUCGUACAAUCCUUCGAUUAUUACAAAUCAGGAAGCGCAUAUGAUCUAUGGAAAUAUGGAAGGAACUGGAAGCUCAAAAGAGCCAAAGGAGAGGCGAACGACAGCGAAGAAGAAGGCUAAAACCAUUUCAGAUUAUUUUUCAGCUGCGCCAGGUGGUAUGUAUACAUCUUAUUUUGACUAAAAACUGCUUGUAUUAAGUGGUACCCAAACAUAUAUAUUACCAUGGCAUACAGUCAAGUAUACGCAAUGCGUAUUCAUGACUGUAUGCAUGCGUUGCGGUUUCAUAAACCGGCUUUAUCGACACCUUGCUUCCAGCAUGUUAGUGUCAACAUCAUUUGUAAAAACGUGCCAAAUCCUAACAUUUCAGGAAAUGAAAGAACGAUUUACUACGAUCCUGCACAGGCCUGCGUCUCCCAGUCUGUCGCACAAAUAACUAGAACUCCAACUCGUACAAGUGAUGACUACCAAGCCGCGUCCAGUCCACAGGUUUCUCCAGAACGCCAUCGAGUGCCAACAGUUGUGAGCUCAACUUUGUCCAAAGUACAUGAGCCACAAGCGGUAAUACACGUCGACCCUUGCAAGAAAACAAAUAUAUCAUCCUAUAUGAACCCUCACCAACCAAAAAACUUUGAGUUUCCUAAAAGAAAAUUUUCUGGACAGAAUCGUUCUUUUCAGGCGGCAUGGUUUGAUAUAUUUUCUUGGCUGCACUAUGAUGAACAGCUUGACUCGGUCCUUUGUUUUUAUUGCGCUCAGCAAAACGCUCAGGGAAACUUAAGGUGUGCUAGUAAAAAAGAUCAAAAGUUUAUCUCGGAUGGGUUUUGUAACUGGAAAAAGUCCCUAGAUAAAUUCAAGCAACACGAAUCUUCAGAAUGUCACAAGAUGGCGAUUGAUUAUGCAGUUAAUUUCCCAAAGAACUGUGGCAAUGUUAUCGAUAUGACAAAUGAGCAGAGCAAGAAACUAAGGCAGACCAAUCGCCGCUGCUUAUUGAAAAUAAUUGAAAACUUGCAAGGACAAGCUAUACAAGGAGACACUGAUACUGAGUCGAACUUUUACCAAUUAAUGAAACUUCGGGGACGCGACGAUCCUGCGUUACUCGAGCUGCUUAAGAAACGAGGCGGUGAUAAAUAUACGAGCCAUGAUAUACAAAAUGAAAUUAUUGAAAUUAUGGCACACGAGGUUCAACGGGACCUCAUAAAGGAUAUUGGAACAGGAUUCUUUUCCAUAAUAGCUGACGAAUACACGGAUAUUGGUAAUAAGGAGCAACUGACUUUAUGUUUUCGGUGGGUUGACGAACAACUUGAUGGCCAUGAAGACUUUCUCGGAUUUUACAAUAUACCAAACAUCGCAUCUGAAACCAUUGUCCAGGCAAUCAAAGAUAGCCUCAUUCGACUGCAGUUGUCUUUGUCCCAGUGCAGGGGGCAGUGCUACGAUGGUGCCAGCAACAUGCUUGGUAAAAAAUCUGGUGUGGCAAAACAAAUUCAGGAGUGUGAAGCAAAGGCCCUUCCCACACAUUGUCACGGUCACUCCCUGAGCUUAGGUGUAAAGGAUGCAACAAAUAAUUGCCAGAUCUUAUCUAACACCAUGAAUAAUACGAAUGAGAUUGUUAAACUCGUAAAGUAUUCUCCCAAACGAGAAAAUUUACUUGGAGAGCUGAAGGAAAACCUUCAAUACGAGGACGAGGAAGAAGAAGACGCGGCGGCUGCUGGACUUACAAAAUUCAGUGCAACUAGGUGGACG